Messenger RNA from Vigna radiata var. radiata (mung bean), 2025 nucleotides. RefSeq lists its product as uncharacterized. The record is from RefSeq and is a predicted model, not a curated record. NCBI's taxonomy places the organism in Eukaryota, Viridiplantae, Streptophyta, Magnoliopsida, Fabales, Fabaceae. Gene Ontology annotation, molecular function: zinc ion binding. Bases 1 to 2025 code for a protein of 674 amino acids. The transcript is spliced from 3 exons.
AUGGAGAACAAAAAGCACUUUCCAAGGUAUAAAGCAGAAGAUAUGACUAGGGGAUUCAAUUUUAGAUUGGGAAUGGAGUUUAAGUCUUUGAAGGAUUUUAAGAGUGCCCUACAGGAGCAUAGCGUUUUGAAUGGAAAAGAAGUGAAGUUUGUGAAGAAUGGUUCGAAGAGAGUAAGGGUAGUUUGUAAGAAAGGGUGUGGUUUUCUUAUUAUGGCUAGCAAGGUAGGAAGUAGCCAAACCUUUAGAGUCAAAACUCUAGUUGGGCACAAUUAUGGAAGGACUUUUGGUAGCAAAAGUGCAAGUGUAGAAUGGAUUGCACAGGUUUUGGUUGACAGAUUUGUGAAUGUUGCAGGGAUGACAGUCAUUCAAAUCAUAGAUGAAAUAAAAAAAUCAUAUAGUGUUGGAAUAACUUAUUGGAAGGCUGGAAGAGCUAAGAAAAUUGCAAUGGAUUGUUUAGUGGGUGAUGGAGAAGGACAAUAUGCUCGUCUGUAUGACUAUGUGGUUGAGUUAUUAAGAGUCAAGGCUGGGACCUUCAAGAUUAAGGUCAAUCAACCCCAGCCCACCUUGCCACCAAGGUUUGGGUCAUUUUACAUGUGUUUGGAGGGUUGUAAGGAGGGUUUUUUAGGUAGUUGCAGGCCAUUCAUUGGGGUAGAUGGUUGUCACUUGAAGACAAGUUAUGGAGUUCAGUUGUUAGUUGCAGUAGGAAGAGACCCUCAUGACCAGUAUUUCCCACUAGCUUUUGCAGUGGUAGAAACAGAAUGCAAAGACACAAGGAUGUGGUUUUUGACACAGCUGCUUGAUGAUAUUGGAGGCAUAGAUUUUCAAAGGUGGAUCUUUAUUUUGGAUCAGCAAAAGGGAUUAAUGUCAGUUUUUGAUGACAUCUUGAAUGGAGUGGAACACAGGCUGUGUUUACGCCAUUUAUACAACAAUUUCAAGAAAAAAUUUGGGGGAGAACUAGUCAUUAGAGACCUCAUGAUGGGGGCUGCGAAGGCAACAUACCAUAAGGAAUGGGAGAAAAAAAUGGGUGAGUUAAAAAAUCUGAAUGUUGAUGCCUUUAAUUGGUUAAUGGAUAUACCAACUAAAAGUUGGUGUAAGCAUGCUUUUAGUGCUUAUCCUAGGUGUGAUGUGUUGAUCAAUAACUUGUCAGAGUCAUUUAAUAGUACUAUUUUAUUGGCAAGGGACAAACCUAUAAUUACAAUGAUGGAAUGGAUUAGAUCAUACUUAAUGAGUAGGUUUGCAAGCCUUAGAGAAAAAGUUGACUCAUAUCCUGGUGAUGUUAUGCCUAAAUCGAGGAAAAGAUUGGAUAGGGAGGUUGAAAAGAGUGGUAAUUGGCUUCCUGUUUGGGCAGGGGGUUCACAAUUUGAAGUAACUCAUGGCUUUACCAUGGACAAGUUUGUUGUUGAUUUAAGUAAUCACACAUGUACUUGUUACUUGUGGGAUUUGGUAGGAAUACCAUGUAGACAUGUUGUUGCUGCCAUUCAUUACAAAUCAGAAAACCCAGAAAAUUAUGUUCAUCCUUACUAUAAAAAAGAUGCCUAUAGAACUUGUUAUGCACCAACUAUAAGUCCUAUCAAUGGACAACAACUUUGGCCUACCUCUGACUCUCCACAACUACUGCCUCCCAUUUACAAAACACCUCCUGGGAGGCCAACAAAAUUAAGAAGACGAGAAGCUGAUGAAUAUGUCACCCAUGGAAAAUUGUCAAAGACCAAUACUGCUAUAAGAUGUAGCAAUUGCAAUGCAUUUGGACACAAUUUAAGGACAUGUAAAAAGAGUCAGAAAAGCAAGAACAAAAGGGGUGCUUCUGCAUCAACACCUGGAUCUGCUGUAGGAAGGGGAGCAUGUGCAGGCAGGGGGGCAUCAUCCUCAACAUCACAAGCUGGAAGGGGAUCGGCCAGAGAUGCAGAGGCUGGGGCUGCAUCAACAUCAGGAGUUGGAGGAUCUGCAACUAUGCGUGAAGGAGGAACAAGAGCGUCCUCAAGACUGGCUGGACAAAUUCUAGGGUCUCAAGCAAGUUGUAAUUGA